UUUCAAUCUUCGCUUGCUUGACUGACCUCCCCGCUGGGCUAAGAUGGCGGCUGCUGUCAGGGCUAUCGGGAGCUUGACGCGCUUCACGGCGGCUGCCAAGUAUUGCUCGACCCGGAGCAGCCUCUUAGAUUAUGCUUGCCGAAACCUCAGCACUUCCCCUGCUGUUAAAUCUCGAACCCAUGUUAAUUAUGACAUCAAAGAAGAUGUUGCUGUUGUUCGUUUUAAUUCCCCUAAUUCCAAGGUAAACACGUUGUCCAAGGAAAUGCAAGCUGAGUUUGUAGAUAUAAUGAAAGAAAUAUGGAGCAAUGAUGCUGUCAAAAGUGCAGUCCUUAUCUCAGGAAAGCCUGGUUGUUUUAUUGCAGGGGCAGACAUCAACAUGAUUGAGAUUUGUGGGUCCAGCCAAGAAAUAACUGAACUAUCUCAGGAAGGCCAGAAGAUGCUGCAGAGCCUUGAAAAGUCACCCAAACCCGUUGUUGCGGCUAUCAGUGGUUCCUGCCUUGGCGGAGGGCUAGAGGUUGCCAUCGCUUGCCAAUACAGAAUAGCCACUAAGGAUAAAAAGACAGUCCUGGGCGCUCCUGAGAUGUUGCUGGGGUUGCUUCCAGGGGCAGGAGGCACGCAGAGAUUGCCAAAGAUGGUAGGAAUUCCUUCCGCCUUUGACAUGAUGUUGACUGGAAGAAAUAUCCGUGCUGACAAAGCAAAAAAAAUGGGACUAGUCGACCAGCUGGUGGAUCCACUAGGUCCAGGUAUCAAGAGCCCUGAGGAACGGACCAUGGAAUAUCUGGAAGAGGUGGCCAUUACAUUUGCACAAGGACUAGCCAACAAAACAAUUACUCGAAAGGUUGACAAAGGGCUGAUUCAGAAAGUGACGGAUUAUGCCUUGACAAUUCCCUUUAUAAGGCAACAAGUAUACAAAACAGUAGAAAAAAAAGUGCAGAAGCAAACCAAAGGACUUUAUCCUGCACCCUUGAGCAUCAUUGAGGUAGUGAAGACUGGCCUAGAACAAGGCAAUGAAGCUGGCUACCUUCUGGAAUCCCAGAAAUUUGGGGAACUUGGGAUGACUCCUGAAUGCAAGGCCUUAAUGGGGCUCUACCAUGGUCAGGUGCAGUGCAAGAAGAACAAGUUUGGGGAGCCCAAACAACCAGUCAAGAAUCUUGCUAUUCUGGGAGCAGGUUUGAUGGGUGCAGGAAUUGCUCAGGUUUCUGUGGAAAAGGGUGUUAAUACCAUAAUGAAGGACACCACUCUGGAUGGCUUGAGCAGGGGACAGCAGCAGGUCUACAAAGGCUUGAAUGAUAAAGUGAAAAAGAAGAGUUUGACAUCAUUUGAGAGGGAUAUGAUCCUUAGUGGCCUUACGGCGCAGCUGGAUUAUAAGGACUUUAAGAAAACUGACAUGAUCAUUGAAGCUGUCUUUGAAGACCUCAACAUCAAACACAAAGUGCUGAAAGAGGUGGAAGCACUUAUCCCUCCUCAUUGUAUCUUUGCCAGCAACACAUCUGCUCUCCCCAUCAGUCAGAUAGCUGUAGCCAGCAAAAGGCCAGAUAAGGUGA
Protobothrops mucrosquamatus (brown spotted pit viper) is the source of this 1544-nucleotide messenger RNA. RefSeq names its product hydroxyacyl-CoA dehydrogenase trifunctional multienzyme complex subunit alpha (gene HADHA). Gene Ontology annotation, molecular function: enoyl-CoA hydratase activity; long-chain (3S)-3-hydroxyacyl-CoA dehydrogenase (NAD+) activity; NAD+ binding. NCBI's taxonomy places the organism in Eukaryota, Metazoa, Chordata, Lepidosauria, Squamata, Viperidae. Gene Ontology annotation, biological process: fatty acid beta-oxidation. Gene Ontology annotation, cellular component: mitochondrial fatty acid beta-oxidation multienzyme complex; mitochondrion. The record is from RefSeq and is a predicted model, not a curated record.